Quercus robur (English oak) is the source of this 3470-nucleotide messenger RNA. RefSeq names its product leucine-rich repeat receptor protein kinase HPCA1-like. The coding region runs from base 131 to 2956 and encodes 941 amino acids. NCBI's taxonomy places the organism in Eukaryota, Viridiplantae, Streptophyta, Magnoliopsida, Fagales, Fagaceae. The transcript is spliced from 19 exons. Gene Ontology annotation, biological process: protein phosphorylation. Gene Ontology annotation, molecular function: protein binding; ATP binding; protein kinase activity. The record is from RefSeq and is a predicted model, not a curated record.
AGCAAACUUGCUAGCUAUUGAGUUUUGUCCAAAGAUAGCUUUACUCUGCUUAAUAUAUUAGAUAUAUGGGUGAUCUCAGUUUCUGAAAGAUUUUGUUAUCCAACUUGAUACAGUCCUCAGAGUGAUAACUAUGGUUUGUUUAGUAAUGGUUCAAAGAAGUCAGCUGUUCCUACUGCUUGUUUUCAUCAUAUUUUCAGCUAUAGCAGCCGAGACAGAAAAUCAAGACUAUGUUGCUUUGCUUUCUCUCAAGAGUAUGUGGCAGAAUACACCACCCAAUUGGGUGGGUCCGGAUCCUUGUGGCAAGGGAUGGGAAGGAAUUGGGUGCACAAAUUCACGUGUAACCUCCAUAAUGUUAUCAAGCAUUGGUUUGACAGGCUCGCUGUCUGGAGAUUUCGUAAUGUUAUCUGAAUUAAAGACUCUGGAUCUAUCUUACAACAAGGGCCUGACAGGACCAAUCCCACGAUCAAUUGGGAAUUUGAAGAAACUAUUGAACUUAAUCCUAGUUGGUUGCAGCUUCUCAGGUCCUAUUCCUGACACAAUAGGAUCUCUACAGCAGCUACUCUAUCUAUCUCUGAAUUCUAAUCACUUUAGUGGACAGAUUCCGCCUUCCAUUGGUAAUCUAUCCAGUCUUCUUUGGCUUGAUCUAACUGACAACCAGCUUAAUGGACCCAUUCCAAUCUCUGAUGGGAUCACACCUGGUCUUGAUAUGCUACUUAAUGCCAGGCACUUUCAUCUUGGACAGAAUCAUCUUUCAGGAACGAUCCCACCUCAGCUUUUCAGCUCAAAAAUGACCCUGAUACAUGUGCUUUUGGAUGGCAACCAACUGACUGGCAGCAUUCCUUCCACCCUUGGACUUGUGCAAGCCUUGGAGGUGCUGCGCAUUGAUGGGAAUGCAUUAAGUGGACCUGUGCCUUCAAACUUCAACAAUCUUACAAAUCUUAUUCAGAUGUUCUUGUCCAACAAUGAACUGACUGGUCCUUUGCCCAACCUUACUAGCAUGAACCUCCUCAGCUACGUGGAUAUCAGCAAUAAUACCUUUGAUGGAUCAGAUGUUCCUCCAUGGUUCCCAACCUUACAAUCUUUGACAACAUUAAUAAUGGAAAACACAACACUUCAAGGACAAAUUCCAGUUGCCCUAUUCAGCUUACCCCAUCUACAGACUGUGGUAUUAAAGAAAAACCAACUCAAUGGCUCCUUGGUUAUUGGCACCACCCAUAGCAACCAACUCAAACUCAUCGAUUUGCAGCUCAAUUCUAUUUCUGACUUAGAAGGAAAGGAAGCAUACAAUGGUACAUUGAAACUGGAGGACAACCCAAUCUGUGGGGUGAAAGGAAAUCUAAAUAGUUACUGCACAGUUUCCCUCUCCAAUGCCUCAUAUUCGACACAAAAAGUUGAUUGCGAGCCUGUUCCCUGCAAUUCAGAUCAGAUUUCAAGCCCCUACUGUAGGUGUGCCUAUCCUUACACAGGAAGCCUCUUCUUCGAAGCUCUAUCCUUCUCAGACUUGGGGAACAAUACUUACUACAACAUACUUGAGGAAUCUCUCAUGUAUUCUUUUCACUCCCAUCAACUUCCUGUGGAUUCAGUCUCUCUAACUCUGAGUAAUCCCAUUACGGCUUCAUCGGAGUACCUUGAAGUGAAGUUAAAAGUCUUUCCUUAUGGCCAAGUUUGUUUCAAUCUAACGGGAAUUUCUAGUAUUGGGUUCAUGCUUAGCAACCAGACUUUCAAGCCUCCACCACCUUUUGGACCUUUCUAUUUUAUCGGUGAUAAGUAUGAGAAAUUUACAGAAUCAAAAAAGUCAUCAAGAAGUAGUAUUGUGAUUGAAGUUGUAGUUGGCGGUUCCAUUCUGCUGCUGGUAAUACUCCUUGCAGGGGUUUAUGUUCUCCAUAAAAAGAAAAGAGCAGAAAGAGCAAUUGAACACACCAGUCACUUUUCAGCACAAUUGGACCAAAGCAAUAUGGGUGGUAGUGUUAUUAAGGUAAAAGGUGUGGGAUGGUUUUCCCUUAAAGAACUUGAGAAAUACACCAAUCAUUUUUCAAUAGCCAAUGAGAUUGGAUCAGGCGGCUAUGGGAAGGUUUAUCAAGGUUCUCUUCCUACUGGGCAACUGAUUGCCAUUAAACGUUCUAAAAAAGAAUCUAUGCAGGGAGGGCUUCAGUUCAAAACUGAGAUUGAACUUUUAUCAAGAGUGCAUCAUAAGAAUCUUGUCAGCCUUGUGGGGUUUUGUUUUGAGAAAGGUGAACAAAUUCUGGUGUAUGAGUAUGUUUCAAAUGGUAGUCUAAAGGAUAGUCUUUCAGGGAAGUCAAGGAUCAGGUUGGAUUGGAUGAGGAGACUUAGAGUGGCCCUUGGUGCAGCCAGAGGUCUAGCCUAUCUUCAUGAAUUUGCCAAUCCUCCUAUUAUACAUAGGGAUAUAAAAUCAAACAACAUCCUCCUGGAUGAGUCAUUAAAUGCUAAAGUUUCUGAUUUUGGACUCUCCAAGCCAAUUGAUGACAGUGAAGGAAGUCAUGUUAUCACUCAAGUUAAAGGGACAAUGGGCUACAUGGAUCCAGAAUAUUACAUGACCCAUAAGUUGACCGAGAAAAGUGAUGUAUAUAGCUUUGGAGUGCUAAUGUUGGAGUUGUUAACAGCAAGAAAGCCAAUAGAGCAUGGGAAAUAUAUUGUGAGAGAGGUUCAGGAGACAAUGGAUAAGACAAAAGAUUUAUACAAUCUUCAUGAAUUUCUUGACCCAGCCAUUGGUUUAGGAACAACCCUAAAAGGUUUAGGAAAGUUUGUGGAUCUGGCAAUGAGGUGUGUGAAAGAACCUGGAUCCGAUAGGCCUAUGAUGGUUGAGGUGGUUAAAGAGAUUGAAAACAUUAUGGAGCUCGCUGGUGUAAAUCCCGAUGCUAAUUUCACAUCCACUUCUGCAAGUUACGAGGAGACAAGUAAGGGGAAUUCCCCCAAUCCAGGCUAUCCUUAUCGUUGAGGCACUUGUUUUAUAGUGGAUUAUACCUUCCAAGAGAGCCCUAUUCCAAAUUUCAUUCCAAUCAAAUGAUCCACAACUGCCAAUAUAAAGAAAUGAAAUGGGGUUUUUCCAAACAUCGUAAAAGUGAGAUUUAUUUUUUUCAUUUAUUCGAAUAAAAUAUUCUGAUCUACUUUGUGUAGAAUAUCCAAUUAGUAUUGCACAUCCUAAUGCUUGUGUUCAUAUAGUAAGUUACCAGAACCGUGUUUAUGAUGGUACUUUUUUAUUUGUGUAUGGAGGGUGGGGGGGUUGAAACAGAAUCUUAGGUCGUCAAACUUGCAUAGAUUCGAAGGGAGGAGCAAAAAUGACGAGAAUUUAAAAUAUUUUGCAGAAUUUCAUGUGAGGCUAGUCAUCUUAUACUACACUUUUGAUUUCUAUGCUAUGUAUGCAAUUCAACAAUACUUUUGCAAAGAGAAAAUAUGUACAGUUUCCUAUUUCAAUUGAGAUAAUUGUAGAGUUUUUUUGGCUGUCUUAAUUA